This is a messenger RNA of Oppiella nova, 681 nucleotides long. The record is from the annotation of a GenBank genome assembly. NCBI's taxonomy places the organism in Eukaryota, Metazoa, Arthropoda, Arachnida, Sarcoptiformes, Oppiidae.
AUGCAUCACGUGAAUUACACGCAUGUCCUACACUCAGGCAAAACAGUGAUCCAGCACAUAUACGACAGCCACUACGCCGGCGCCCAAACUAUACACGAAUUCCGUGACAAAUGGGCUGCACUUAAGGGACUGGUCGAUGAGGGACGGUAUCAGAGAAUCGGUCGCCAACUCGACUACCAGUGCGGACACUCCCUGGUGUGGAGGGAUGCCAUAUGUCAGUGGUUUAGCAAUAUGUCGGCCAUUCGGGACAUACACGAUAGGGUCGGCCACUAUUCCGGUCGUAUUGAGGCUGAGAGUAUGCACUUAUUGGACGGGUAUGUCAACCAAACGGUCGACCCCUGGGAGACAGCAUCGGGAGGACUAGCAGUCGAGUGCAAGUCGGCGAAAUGUAAGGCACAGUAUGUUUGGACGGGAGAUACCGGUGCUUAUGAUAUAACGGUUCAGUAUUACGAUGAAAAUGAUGGCGUUUCCCGGUUUAAGCUAUUCGUUGGCUCUAAAGUUGUCGGGGAAUGGGAUGCUAAUGAUAAACUGCCUAAUAGUAGGCCAUGUGGUGAUACCAGUAUCAGGUUUACGGCACCGGGAGUUAAGCUUACAAGUGGUGAUACUAUUACUGUGGAAGGCGUUCCUAAUCAUAAGGAAAAUGCGGUUUUCGAUUAUAUCGAGAUUGUGAAAGUUGCUUGA